Messenger RNA from Symbiodinium necroappetens, 1113 nucleotides. The record is from the annotation of a GenBank genome assembly. Lineage: Eukaryota; Dinophyceae; Suessiales; Symbiodiniaceae.
AUGGAGCACAAGGAGAAGGGUCGUGCGGCAGGGGGCGAGGGGAGAGCAGGCAGGGGCAUGCUGGAGAUUAUAGAGGAGGAGGAGGAGGCGCAGUGCACCUUCGAGGACCUGAUCAUCGAGAAAGCCACUGCCAGAGCAGAUGCCAUUUUCAGUGGACUGGAUCUGAUUGGAAUGUCCUCCUUUUCAGUGCUCCAAAAGAGAUGUAAUGCAGCCAUGAUCAGAAGAAUGAUGCUGGUGAGCGAGUCUAUGGCCGACAGCAGUCAAUCUGAUGUCCCGUCCUUCGUCGCCAAGACGCUUGGCAGAUUCUCAGUGCUCGGCGUUGCUGGACAAGCACUGGACCUUGUCCUAUCAAUGGCUCACUUGCCAGCUGACUCUCCAAGUGCUUCUGGACCUGACGGUGGAGUUUCUGUGGCCCGCAGCGAUAUUUGCCCCAGUGACAGCGUCAGUGUGCGCAAGCGUCGGCCGCAAUUCAUGAGCAGCGAUCUUCAGAGGCAAAGAGCGCGGCUCCUCGCCUGGACCGAGCCGCUAUCCGACGACUGUUUCCCAGAGUGCAGGACCACAAAGCUUUGGCUUUACUUUGGGGGCCGCGCGAGCAACGAACCCUGGACCUUCAACCGCGGGCUGCGGGGCCCGGGGCAUGGGCGCUUUCCGCAGUGGUGGUCCGGUUCGAGUGAAAGCAGAUUUGAUCGGAGACGCUGCUCGUCCCGGCCGGAGUCGACCCUCCACCGCGCCGCCACCUGGGUCCGCAUCGACGCCCAUCAGAUCUGGAUCACAGCGACGGCCGGCAUCGCCGAGUGCAGGUCAAGUGCGGUCAAGUUCGUCCUCACGGCCACCAUCCCCGACCAAUGCUCGGAGCUCCCCCGUCCCGGCAACAAAGUAUGCUCCGGGGCACUCCUACCCGGGGUCUGGGAGCUCGCCGUUCGAAAGGUCCAAUCAGCGUUCCAUGACGGCCCACCUGCGCCGGGCCCCCUCGCCGACCCCAGCGUCAGGGGCCAAAAAAAAACCGUCUCCUCCAAAGGAGCAAACACCGCUUCGGCUUUUGGCUUACUGCGCUCCGGACCGAGGUUUAACACCGGCCGCUCCUCUUCCGCAAAGCCUCGAUGGCGCUCCUAA